Messenger RNA from Plodia interpunctella (Indianmeal moth), 486 nucleotides. It is a transcript of the gene RpL36, whose product is annotated as Ribosomal protein L36. Gene Ontology annotation, cellular component: cytosolic large ribosomal subunit; ribosome. NCBI's taxonomy places the organism in Eukaryota, Metazoa, Arthropoda, Insecta, Lepidoptera, Pyralidae. Gene Ontology annotation, biological process: cytoplasmic translation. Gene Ontology annotation, molecular function: structural constituent of ribosome. The record is from RefSeq and is a predicted model, not a curated record. The coding region runs from base 100 to 459 and encodes 119 amino acids. The transcript is spliced from 4 exons.
UGAGAAUUUUCUAGAGGAAGGGAGUGGGGAAGUGCAUUGACUGUCAAUGUCAACGUCAAGGCAGUAAAUCUUUUUCGUCGGAUCUGUCAAUCCGUAAACAUGGCUCCCCGCUUCGAGAUUGCGGUUGGUUUACGAAAAGGCCACAAAACCACAAAGAUAUCUGCAGGCAGAAAGGGUAUUACAGACAAAGCCAUCAAAAUCAGACCAGCUAGGCUAAAGGGUCUGCAAACCAAACAUUCAAAGUUUGUCCGUGACCUGGUUCGCGAGGUUGUCGGCCAUGCCCAGUAUGAGAAGAGAGCAAUGGAGUUACUGAAGGUGUCAAAAGACAAGCGUGCACUGAAAUUCCUGAAGCGUCGUUUGGGCACACACAUCCGUGCUAAGAGGAAGCGUGAGGAACUCAGCAAUGUUCUCACACAGAUGAGGAAGGCCGCUGCACAGGCCCACCAUGCGCACCAUUAAGUGAAAAUAAAUAAGUUUAAAAACUAA